AUGAACCGACAAGUGUGCAGGACGACCGUCAGCAGCGGCGGGGGCAAGGGCUUCAGCGGCCGCUCGGCCGUGGUCUCGGGCAGCAGCCGCAUGAGCUCCUGCAUGGCUCGGUCCGGCGGGGGCGGUGGGGCCUGUGGAAGCCGGAGUGGAGGGGCCGGGGGCUUCGGGAGCCGGAGCCUCUACAGCCUGGGUGGCAGUAAGAGCAUUUCCAUCAGCGUGGGGGCCCGCGGCGGAGGCUUCGGGGGCGGCCGUGGCGUCUGUGGCGGAGGCUUCGGAGGCGGUGGCUUCGGUGGCGUAGGAGGGGGCUUCGGCGGUGGCUUCGGCGGAGCCGGGGGCUUCGGCGGUGCCGGGGGCUUCGGCGGCGCCGGGGGCUUCGGCGGUGCCGGGGGUUUCGGCGGUGGCGGCUUCGGAGGCCCCGGAGGCUUUGGGGGUCCCGGCGGCUUCGGGGGUCCCGGUGGCUUCGGCCCUGGAGGCUUCCCUGGUGGCAUCCAGGAGGUGACGGUCAACCAGAGCCUCCUGCAGCCGCUCAACGUGGAGAUCGACCCCCAGAUCGGGGCCGUGAAGAGCCAGGAGCGUGAACAGAUCAAGACACUCAACAACAAGUUUGCCACUUUCAUCGACAAGGUGCGUUUCCUGGAGCAGCAGAACAAGGUGCUGGAGACCAAGUGGGAGCUGCUGCAGCAGCAUGGGACUGGCUCCAUCUCGGGUACCAACAACCUAGAACCGUUGUUCGAGACCUACAUCAGCAGCCUGCACAGGCACUUGGAUGGGCUCCUGUCAGAGCGGAGCAGACUGGAUGGAGAGCUGCGGAGCAUGCAGGAGCUGGUGGAGGACUUCAAGAGGAAGUACGAAGAGGAAAUUAACAAGCGCACCACGGCCGAGAAUGAGUUCGUGACACUCAAGAAGGAUGUGGAUGCCGCCUACAUGAACAAGGUGGAACUUCAGAGCCGGGUGACCUCCCUGACAGAUGAAAUCAACUUCCUGCGGGCGUUAUACGAGAUGGAGCUGUCCCAGAUGCAAUCCCACGUCAGCGACACAUCGGUGGUCCUGUCCAUGGACAACAACCGCUUCCUGAACCUGGACAGCAUCAUCGCCGAGGUCAAGGCCCAGUACGAGGAGAUCGCCCAGCGCAGCAAGGCUGAGGCCGAGGCCCUGUACCAGACCAAGCUCGGGGAGCUGCAGAGCACCGCCGGUCGCCACGGAGAUGACCUGAAGAGCACCAAGAGCGAGAUCAUGGAGCUGAACCGCAUGAUCCAGCGGCUGCGGGCCGAGAUCGAGAGCGUCAAGAAGCAGAAUGCCAACCUGCAGACGGCCAUCGCCGACGCUGAGCAGCGGGGCGAGCUGGCACUCAAGGAUGCCCGGGUCAAGCUGGAAGAGCUCCAGGCGGCUCUGCAGCAGGCUAAGGAGGAUCUGGCCCGGCUAAUGAAGGAUUACCAGGAGCUGAUGAACGUCAAACUGGCCCUGGAUGUGGAGAUUGCUACCUACAGGAAGCUGCUGGAGGGAGAGGAGUGCAGGAUGUCUGGAGAGCACCAGAACGCCGUGAGCAUCUCCGUGGUCAGCAGCAACACCAGCACCUCCUCGGCGGUGGGCGGCGGCUUCGGCCGCGGUGGAGGCUUCGGGAGCGGAGGAGGCUUCGGGAGCGGAGGAGGCUUCGGAAGCGGAGGAGGCUUCGGGAGCGGUGGAGGCUUCGGCAGCGGCGGAGGCUUCGGGAGCAGCGGAGGAGGAGGCUUCUCCUCCGGCAGCCGGUGCGGCUUGGGAGGCGGCUUCUCCUCCGGCAGCAGCCGGGGAGGGGUCAGCGGGUCCAGUGUCCGCUUCUCCCAAUCGUCCUCCAGCCAGCGCUGCCCCAGAUAA
This is a messenger RNA of Ornithorhynchus anatinus (platypus), 1851 nucleotides long. RefSeq names its product keratin 3 (gene KRT3). The record is from RefSeq and is a predicted model, not a curated record. Gene Ontology annotation, molecular function: structural constituent of skin epidermis. The coding region runs from base 1 to 1851 and encodes 616 amino acids. Gene Ontology annotation, cellular component: keratin filament. Gene Ontology annotation, biological process: keratinization; intermediate filament organization. The transcript is spliced from 9 exons. NCBI's taxonomy places the organism in Eukaryota, Metazoa, Chordata, Mammalia, Monotremata, Ornithorhynchidae.